GUCGCCGCGGGAGCCACGCGUGCCACCCGAAACCCUGAACCGAUGGGCGCCCGGCCCGCGUCGCCAACGGAGCCGCGACGCUGCCCCAGGGCUGACCUUCGACAUUCGAGUCGGGCUCCGACAGCGCGGCCGAGUCCCCGCUCGUCAUCCUCCUUUGACUCUUGGGGGCUCCAAAGGGACCUCUCUCUUGGCACUGGGGGUGUCUGCGCCCGCCGCCCGCCCCGCUUGGCUUUGCGGCAUCUCGGCCCUGGCUCCAGCUCCGGCUCCGGCGAGUGUCAAGAAGCCAUCGGCCUCAGGGGCAUCGAUAUUUCAGGGUCAUGAAGCUGGAAGCCAGCUGUGGCACAGCCACCUCAGAGGGCCCUAAGCCGGAAAAGGAGACUGCCCGAGAUGCACAGCCAAGCUCUGAAAUCCGGCCACAGGAGGUGGAGGCCGAGCCCAGGUCGGGAUCGGGGCCUGAGGCUGAGGCCGAGCCAUUGGACUUCGUGGUGGCCACGGAACGGGAAUUUGAGGAAGUGCUGGCCAUCUCGGGGGGCAUCUACGGCGGCCUGGACUACCUUCCUAGCCGCUACCACAGCUGGCUCCGGGACCCCGACCGCACGGUGGUGCUGGCCAAGCGCAACGGAGGCGUGAUCGCCCUGGAGUCGGUGAACGUGAUCGACGCCGGGGAGACGGCGCUGGUGGAGGGGCUGCGCGUGGCGCCCUGGGAGCGCGGGAAGGGCGUGGCCGGGCUGCUGCAGCGCUUCUGCUCGCAGCUGGUCAAGCGACAGCACCCGGGGGUCAAGGUGGCACGGCUCACCCGGGAUGACCAGCUGGGCCCCCGGGAGCUGAAGAAAUACCGCCUAAUCACCAAGCAGGGCAUCCUUUUGGUCCGAUUCAACGCGUCCGCGCUGCUGGCCGGGCUGGGCGCGCGGCUGGCGGCGCUGCGGACCUCUGGCACCUUCUCGCCCCUGCCCACCGAGGCCGUGUCCGAGGCAGGCGGCGACGUGGCACGCCUCCUGCUGUCGCCCUCCGUGCAGCGCGACGUGCUUCCGGGCGGGACCAUCAUCCAAGACUGGCAGCCCUACCGGCCAAGCGAAAGCAACCUGCGCCUGCUGGCGGCCAAGGGCCUGGAGUGGCGCGUGGACAGCCGCGCGCGCCCGCGCGUGCUCACGCUGUGCACGCGCCCCUUCCCCAUCCCGCACGGAGGGGACGGCACUUGGCGCUAUCUCAACAUCGACGCCUUCGGUAGCGACGGCGCGCAGGUGCAGAGCCAGCUGCUGUGGCACCUGCAGCGCCAGGCCCCGCGCCUCGCCGGCCUCAACGUCAUGUGCCAGCUCUUCCUGGAGCCCCAGCUGUGGUCACAGCUGGCUGACUUCUGCCAGGCCGGGCUGGGGCUGGAGCUGGUGAAGGGUUAUACUGAACAGUACCUGCUGGAGGCCGACAUCUGAGGCCUCUCCUCUGGCGGAGAAGGGGAAAAAGACCCGUCCUCUUCCGCAGUUUCCCCAGCCAGCCACUUUCCUGCCUUUUCCGACGCUGCGUCUCCUGAGAAGUCCCCUCUGACUCCUGCCCUCCUGCCCUUACCGGCGCAGGUCUCCCCACUCUGUCCCUUUUCCCCUUACUAUCUUGCCUCUAGCUCCCCCAAACACCAUUGCCCAUUCCCUGACCUGAACUUGCGGACUAUUGGGUGGGGGGGUGGGGGCCUUGAGCUGCUGUUAUCCACCCUCUCUUUUCCCAAAGAACUGGUCCCUGCACAGGCUUCAGAGUCCUUCCUUCCCUCUCCAUGACCUCACCCCGGGCAUGAACUCCCCCUUUCCUGGCUUCUCCCUUCUGCCCCCUCGUGGGUGGAAGCACUCAGGAGUGUGUGGGAUGCCCAGCCUCGUUCCCGAGCGCAGCCGCCCAAUCCGCGUUUCUUUUCUUCCUCCUGCCCUUUCUAAAUCCCUAAAAACUGGCUCUGCACUGCCCUCCCCACUCCAAGCCCCUCCCCCUGCUCAAGCCUCUGGUGCCAGAGAUCAGUGCCUUCUCCCCACUUCUCUCUAGCCCCUCAUCCUCAUCCUCUCUGGAUCUCUACAACGCUUAACACCGCAGUGCCCAUUUUUCUGUCCCUGUUUUCCUUCCCAUCACCAGCCCAGUGUGCAAUCCAGAGAGAGAGAGAGAGAGAGAUACUGUAAAAUGAAAUAUAUUUAGAAUGCUUCCCCAUUUGGGUCCUUGUUCACCUGGUGAUGCACUUUCUGAGCCUGCCUCUCUCACUGGGGUUUCCUCCAGCUUUGCACAACGUUGUUAUUUCGCAGGAUCCCCCGUGCCCCAGCUCACCCAAGCGUGGGGCGGGGGGGAUGGUGUGGUUCUAGCUGAAGAGUUUGGUACAGUGGAGGGCAGGUCCCUCAGCCUGCCAUACGGGCUGUCUCCUGGUUCCAACCAGGCCGCCUUCUAGUGCAACUGGAAUUCCCACCUCCUGGUAUUUCUGGACACCACUCCCUUCCUCUGGAUCAUUUAUGCUUUUAGAACUUUGAGAGUCUUCUAUUUAAUUGCAAGUAGUAACAGCUGCAUCUGCACAGCGCUGUCUCCAAUACUGGUUCCCCACAUCAAAGGCAGAGGGAGAAAACAGAAGGCUGGGAAAGAUCAAAGUGACUUGUAAGUCAUUCAGAGUAGCUAGGAGCCUCCCAGCGAAUAGAACCCGGGUGUCCCAAGCCUAAAGCAUGACCUAGAACUUCACUCUGUGUGAUGAUGUUAGCUUGAGCUUCUUGUUGGGCAAUGCAUAGGUGCUAGGAGAAUGUUGGCAGUGAGUUAGGGGUUCGCCGGGGAUGGGAUCCGAGAUGUGGGCAGAGGUGGACACCAGCAGGUGGAAGAAUGUGGACAAGGUGGGGGGUGGGGGCAGCCGCCGCUUCGCCACUUUCCCCAGCUCUGGUUUUGCUACUGUGCUGCUCUCCUUGGCUGCCACCUCCUUGUCACAGUGACCACGAUUGUAUGACAAUAAAAUGGACCUUUUGGCCAC
Messenger RNA from Symphalangus syndactylus (siamang), 2968 nucleotides. RefSeq names its product N-acetyltransferase 16 (putative) (gene NAT16). Gene Ontology annotation, molecular function: acyltransferase activity, transferring groups other than amino-acyl groups. Lineage: Eukaryota; Metazoa; Chordata; Mammalia; Primates; Hylobatidae. The record is from RefSeq and is a predicted model, not a curated record.